Molecule: messenger RNA, 3036 nt
Organism: Brettanomyces bruxellensis
Lineage: Eukaryota; Fungi; Ascomycota; Pichiomycetes; Pichiales; Pichiaceae
Exons: 1
Coding region: 1-3036 (1011 amino acids)
Source: RefSeq, a predicted model, not a curated record
AUGUCAGAGCCACCUAAUGACUAUUAUAAGUCCAAAUUGAAUGAUCCAUCGUUAUUUUCAUCUUCCGAGCCCAGUGUAAAAAAUGAAGCGUCUCCUCCCGCUUUGCAGAGUACUGGGCAAAGGCAGCCGGAUGGGGCUAAGUAUUUAGAGCAUGAUCUUCGUGGUGUACCUGGGGGUAAAUCUGCCCCGUACGCAAAUCCAAACUCUUCAACUCCAGCGCUUUUUGGUCAUCACAAGACAUCGUCUUCAGUUUAUUCAAAUGGGCAAAUUUUUGGCUCCUUCUCGUCAGAAAGCAUAACACCUUCAGUUUCGGGACAAGAAGCAUCCCAAAUCAAUGGUAGCAUGGGUCAAUUGCCUGUGUAUGCGCCCUCGUUAUAUGCUCCGUCAAAUUGGGGAUCGUCGGUUUAUACUUUAUCCAUGCGACCCGAGUUAGAGAAUAAUUUUCAUGAUCCUAGCUCCGGUUUUGCAAAUUCCCAGGUUCUAGGGGCCGAGAACUAUCAAUCACCAUAUUAUAUGCCAAUCAGAAGUGCGGAUGAACCGCGACCUUUGGAACAACUUAUCCGUAGGUUUUCGGUUUGGAAAAUGAUUAUAAAGCAGACUCUGUUUUACUUAAGGGAAACGGCUAUAUUCAAAAAGCAAACGUACCUUGGCAAUAAGGCUAUGGUUAACAAUUUAGAAAUCUUGAGAAAACAGAAUUCCGGUAAGUUAAAGUUCAAAGGAUCCAUGAAUAAUGCCUCAACAGCAGCCAAGAAUUUAAAAAAGAGUAUGAGUACGCCUGAUUUAUCAAUGAGCGAACAGCAACAGCUGUAUGAAGAUAUGGAACAGCGUAAUCGAAAAACAGCUGAGACCUUUAACGAAAAUACUUCUCUUGGAAAGUUUAUUAGAAAGGCUUUUCUGCCACCUGGUGAUCACUCAAUUUUAUCUCUUUCGACAACUUUCUAUAAUACGCAUCUCGCACUAGCGGAGAGAAAUCUUGUCACCUCUAAUCAAAUCACAACUAAAUUGGUGCCUAGACUUCAAAGUUUAAAAGAAAGCUUGGACGAUACAAUAAAGCAGAUGUACACUGUCAAAGGCUCAUCUGAUUAUAAGACCCGGGAACUUAAAACAGAAAUUGCCAAAACUGGGGCAAUUUUGAGUGAUUACAUAUGUUCCGUUGAACUUUUGACGAAGGGAGAGACCAAAACUAGUUUAGGCACUACCUUAAAAUUCACAAGUAUAGAUCCUAAGAAUGAUCCUUAUUUAUUAAGAUUAAAGCUUGACCUUCAACUGAAAGAGCAGCUAUUUACUGAAGCACACAUCACGGAUGCAUAUUUUGAUUUACAAUAUAAAGCAGUUCAGCUAGAAUCAAUUCUUUAUAGAGAACUACAAAAUGUGAUGGGUGCCUUUUCCAAUCUUAUAAAUGCCGAGCUUGAUUGUUCUAAGGAUAAUCUAGUUGCAGAUCUCACUGAAGGAUUUCUUCGUAACGAUCCUACUAUUGAUUGGGACUGCUUCAUUUCUAACGAUAAUAUGCAUAACUUGAUGUAUGUCACUGCAAAAGAUUCAUUACGGAGAGAUAGAAAAAUAAGAAAAAAGUCGGAUGUGAUCUAUCCGUAUCAAAAUGAUAGUAUAAGUUCCUGUGUGCUGAGUGGUUACAUGGAAAAGAAAUCGAAAAUAUUGAAGACAUAUUCAAGGGGUUUCUAUGUUCUUACUUUCAACUUUUUACAUGAAUUCAAAGGGCAAGAUCGCAGAAAAGAGGUAAACCCAAUUGCUUCAUACUCUUUGGACAAAAUUAGUGUCUCGGCUUCUGGUAAGGACCCUAAAAAGUUUAUCUUACACACGCUAACACGCUCAGACAAAGUUAAAUCCAAGUUCGUUUUUCGGUGUGAAUCUGUUGAGGAUACUAAUCAUUGGCUUGAUUGUUUUAGGAAAUUGUGUAGCUUCACGACCGCAGCGGAUCGGAACAAUUCUCUCAGCGAAGCUAUUUCUCAGUGUGACAAAAAGCAGGCUGAAUGGGCGGGUGAAAAGGAACUCGGGACGCAGAACAAUAUGAUCAAUGCUGGCAGACUUGGUGGAGUGUCAUCUCCUGGUGAAUCGGUAAUGUCCGAUGAGUCUGAUGUCGGGCAAUCGGCCGAACCUCGUGCAAACGAUAAUUAUCAUAGUAACCAUUCCUCCGGUUCUUCUAUGAAUUUGUCUGGAACUAGAGCAGGAAACUAUAGUUCUGCUAGUGAAAGUACAGAUGAAAAAGAAGUUUCACCGUGUAAUUCCCUUAAGCAAUCUGAGGGGAAGAAUUCUUCGGCAUUUUCUAUGAGACUUCCAACUUUUCAGUCAGUCAAAUCACCACCGUCAUCAGAAGGCAGCACGCCAAAGGAAACAAGUUUGCGUGCUCAGCUUCAGCGUCAUAAAAAGGCAGAAAGUUCAAGUACUGUUUCUCUUGAUAUGCUUAAUGAGCAUCUUAGGGAGCAGCGGGCUUCAAUGGUUAAAGAUGUGCGUGCCAACAAAUCGAUGUGGCCAGGUCUUGCAACACAAAAGCUGUCUCCUGCCGGCAAAGCUAGGUUACCUUCUGAUGAUUUGUCAGGAGCAGUUAUGUCCGAUUAUUUCAGUUAUGCUGCACCUUCGGCAAGAACCCAAAUGAGAACUGUGAGAGGCCGCUCAAGAUCGAAGUCGUCUCUAAAUUCAUAUUCCAGAGCCUCGUCUACAUCUCGAUCGAGAUCAGUGUCACCCGCCCCAAUUCCACGUAUCUCGUUCUCGUCAUCUAGUUCGCCUGCAGGAAAUUUACCGGGCCAGAUGCAGAAUUUAAAUCUCAAGGAUGAUGGGGUCAUACAAUCCUCUACAAAGAAGCCUGAAGCAUUUCUCAAUCCUCGAAAUAGAGUUGGUCGUAUUGCCCUUCCACAAAAUGAAAUGCCCGCUGAUUUUGUUCUCCCGGUAACAACGCCUGGUGUAAUACCCAAACGUUCAAUCAGAGAUGUGUUUCAAAAAGGGAAUAUUAGUAAUAAUCAAGGUAUGACUCAGGCCGGAUCCUCGACAGAGCCAUCGUCACCAAAUGAAUGGAAUUCAUAG